AUGGGAGCCUACAAGUACAUCGGCGAGCUGUACAAAAAGAAGCAGUCGGAUGUCCUCCGAUUCCUUCUCCGUGUCCGGUGCUGGGAGUACCGCCAGCUGAACGUCAUCCACCGCGCUUCGCGCCCCUCCCGCCCUGACAAGGCUCGCCGCCUCGGGUACAAGGCUAAGCAGGGCUAUGUCAUCUACCGUGUCCGCGUCCGUCGCGGUAACCGCAAGAAGCACGUUCCCAAGGGUGCCACCUACGGCAAGCCCGUUCGUCAGGGUGUCAACCAGAUCAAGCCUCAGCGCGGCUUGAGGAGUGUCGCCGAGGAGCGUGUUGGCAGGAGGUGCGGUAACCUCCGUGUCCUCAACUCCUACUGGAUCAACCAGGACGGCGUUUACAAGUACUACGAGGUCAUCCUCGUCGACCCCAACCACAAGGCUAUCCGCCGCGACCCCAGAAUCAACUGGAUCACCAAGCCUGUCCACAAGCACCGCGAGGCUCGUGGUCUCACCUCCAUUGGCAAGCAGAACCGCGGUCUUGGCAAGGGUCACCGCUACAAUCACACUCCGGGCUGGUCGACUUGGAAGAAGCACAACACCCUCAGCCUCCGUCGCUACCGGUGA
Dichomitus squalens LYAD-421 SS1 is the source of this 606-nucleotide messenger RNA. Its product is annotated as 60S ribosomal protein L15. NCBI's taxonomy places the organism in Eukaryota, Fungi, Basidiomycota, Agaricomycetes, Polyporales, Polyporaceae. The coding region runs from base 1 to 606 and encodes 201 amino acids. Gene Ontology annotation, molecular function: structural constituent of ribosome; RNA binding. The transcript has 5 exons. Gene Ontology annotation, cellular component: cytosolic large ribosomal subunit; ribosome. The record is from RefSeq and is a predicted model, not a curated record. Gene Ontology annotation, biological process: cytoplasmic translation.